This is a messenger RNA of Microbotryum saponariae, 2548 nucleotides long. NCBI's taxonomy places the organism in Eukaryota, Fungi, Basidiomycota, Microbotryomycetes, Microbotryales, Microbotryaceae. The record is from the annotation of a GenBank genome assembly.
AUGCACGACCCGUCCGGUUUCACUGCCCCACCACUUCCUUCCGCAUUCCCCACCCUCACCGCUUCCUCCUCCCCCUCUCGAGGCUCGACCACGGUCGGUGGUGCUCGCAACGAGCUCUCUUUGGGCACCUUCUUCAACCCUUCCCAUUCUCUCCCUCGUCCAUCGCCGAGUUCGUCGUCUUCGAGAGGUACGACGCCUUCGUUGAUGAUGAUCGGUCAGAAACGACCCGGCCCGACCGUAUCGGUUGCGGAGGACGUCGGCUCCGUCAUGGACUUGUCGAGCAAUGAGGAUGGGGAAGGAGAAGCGGAGGAGGACGAAGAGGAGGAGGAGGAGGAGUUUCAGAUGGAGGACGACGACGUCGAUUCUCCUCUUUCCGUAGCGACGACUUCGACAACGGGCAUUCAAGGUCAAGCCUAUCAUCAUCAAGGCAUUUCGCCCUCAACUACGGCAACCUCAGAUCACAAGACCCGGUCCAAGCCUGCAGCCAAAGCCGGGAGAUCGUUGAGCAGCAAGGCCAAAGGCAAAGGCAAGGCAUCGUCCCAAAACAACGACGAGACGAACCGAGCCGCCGCGUCCCUCCUUUUGGCUGCCGAAGGCGUGACGACGACGAAUGCGAUGGGAAAGAAAAAGAUGGGCACGUCGAGAAAGAAUGGGAAUGAUAAGAAGAAGAAGGCGGGAAGGGCUUGCGCGCCGUGUCAGAAGGCCCAUUUGACGUGCGAUGAUGGUCAGUCCCAGCUUUGGUCAGGAGGUGUCUCACAGUGAUCCAUCAAUAUUGAUCUGGAUGGUGGUUUUUGUUCAGCUCGACCUUGCGCUCGAUGUGUCAAGAAAAAUCGAGCGAGCGAAUGCCACGACGGCACGAGGAAAAAGGCCAAAUACCUCCAGGAGGUGCCCGAUGAGCGUGAGCGAUACCUGUACACUCGGGCAAUCACUUGGGCGGACAAUGGGCUGAUAUCUGCUCCAACCCCUUUGUAGUCCUCGAACGAAAACAAUCGAAUCCGUUCUUCCAGGCUUCGGAAUCGCAUCCGGGGCACGAACCCAUGCUCUCGGGCGGAGAAGAUGGCACGCCAUUGUCCGGGAUUGCAGGAGGUGAGUUCCUCCAUCCAUAGGUCUACUCAUCGCAAAUGCUGAUAUCGCUCAACCCGUUUAUCCCAUCCAGACUCGCCCGAAAUGCCGAUGCGAGAAAUUUCUCAAGCACAACCCGACCCACCCCAACCGACUCUAAGCUUCGACCCUCUCCCCUUCUACGACACCUCGGCGUUUACGAACGAAUUUGGCUCCGAAGCGGCGAACCUCGAAUACGCCAUCUUGAGCACCAUGUUGAACGGGAACGGCUUCUCGAUCGAUGGAAGCAACUUCAACCCCGGGGCUGCGGGCGCUGGUGGGGGUGGGGGUGGGGGUGGGCUUCAAAGUAUGAGAGCACCGGAUGGAAGUGUGUCGGGUGCCCAGUCCAUCUUGUUGCAGUCGCCUUUGGAUCAAGGUGUUCAUGGUGGUUCGACGAACGGACAAGCAUCGACGUCGACGAACGUAGGGGGGGAGACGCCGGUUACGUCCUUCUUUGGUGGUUAUCGGACCGAUACGACGGAUGGGCCACAACAUUCGGCUUCACCGACGAUGAACCCUAAUGUCAUGUCGCCGCCAAGGUUACAAGAUACGGCGAGGGAUCUAUUCCCCAGUGUUGGGGCUGAAGUCGAAAGGAGGACGUCGAGCUCGAAUGAUGUCAAUACGGGUGGGUUUGGGGGUGGGGAUCUACUUUUCGCCAGUCAAGGGGUCGUCAGUGAACCGAAUACGACGGCAGCGGCGAGUGCGACGACAAGUGGAGUUCCCACGGCCUCAACUUCGGCUGCGCCUGCGGAUGCCGGUGGCCCCUCCGCUCGACCCAGCGUGAUGACGUUGACGGGUGAACAGGCCUAUCGAGCCGUGACCAAACCGUAUCCGUACGCUCAAUCGUACCAUUACCUCGUCAAGCACCUUAAACACCGUUUCGAGAAGAACGACAUCCUACGCAUCGUCCGCGCCUUGGCUACCUUCCGACCGAGCUUGAUCGCCUUACAAAUGCCUCUGACGGAAGAGGACGAAACGUUCGUCGAGAGGACGUUCCAACGGACUUUGGUUGAAUUGAACAAAUUGAUCAGUUUCAGUGGGACGCCGACGGUCGUUUGGAGGAGGACGGGGGAGAUUUGUUUGGUCGGGACCGAGUUUGGACUGUUGACGGGGUGGCAGAGGAACGAGUUGGUCGGGAACAAAUUCAUUUUCGAGGUGGGUGGAGACAGGGCAUCGAUGUGUAUACUGGGGGCUCGGCAAGUUCGCUGAUCCUCUCGUUCUUCGGGGUCUGCUCUCCUCUCCACAGUUGAUGGACCCGUCCUCGGUCGUCGAAUACUAUGAAUCAUUCGCCAAGCACGCGUUCGAAUCGACCAGUUCGUCGGUCGAGAUGCAGUGCGUUGUUCUGGGGCCCAAAGGUCGCCCCGUGCCUUGUGCGAUGUGUUUUACUAUUCGAAGGUCAGUCAAGGAGUAUUUGAUCUGUCGCGGGCAAAUGACUUACUCGAAGUGA